ACUGGGAUUUCAUAUGCUUUUUGUCACAGAAAGGAGAAUCAAGAAAAAGAAAUAGCGAAAAAGAAGAAGGAAGAAAACGAACAAACUCGCCACGUUGAACAAUCGUCAUCUGCCUUGUUCUUUCAAUACAACACCCAACUUGGGCCUCCAUAUUACAUUCUGGUCGACACUAAUUUCAUAAACUUCUCCAUUAAGAAUAAACUGGAGAUUGUGAAGUCCAUGAUGGAUUGUCUUUAUGCAAAAUGUAAGUCAACAGUUCCACCAUUCCUUGAUUGGGAACAGUAAAAAAGUAACAUCCUCUUCAUGUCCAUGGGAAAAAAAUUCACCACAGCCCUCAGAAUGGCUAAGGAUCCUCGUUUUGAACGCCUUCCUUGCAUGCACAAGGGAACUUAUGCAGAUGACUGUAUAGUUAACAGAAUACAACAGCACAAGUGUUAUAUUGUGGCCACAUGUGACAGAGAUCUGAAAAGAAGGAUACGCAAGGUUGCAGGUGUCCCCAUUAUGUACAUUUCUCAGCACAAGUACACAAUUGAAAGAAUGCCUGAUGCAUAUGGAGGUAACAUUUGUACCAUAGAAUCCUUUAAUAACAUCUUAAUAUGUCUUUUAUGGAACGCUAGCGGUUGAAAGUCUUACGAC
This is a messenger RNA of Stylophora pistillata, 636 nucleotides long. Its product is annotated as rRNA-processing protein FCF1 homolog. Gene Ontology annotation, cellular component: small-subunit processome. The record is from RefSeq and is a predicted model, not a curated record. Lineage: Eukaryota; Metazoa; Cnidaria; Anthozoa; Scleractinia; Pocilloporidae.